AUGGGCGCGCCUCUCGCCACUGUGGCCGCCUUCAACGCCGUCCUCUUCACCGUCAGGGGCCAGAUGGAGACCGUGCUGCGCUCCGAGCCAGGCGCGCCUUUCACGGUCGGCCAGCAGGUCGUUGCCGGCGCUGGCGCGGAAGUCGCCGUCUCGUUCCUGGCGUGUUCCACCGAGCUCAUCAAGUUCAGGUUGCAAGCCCAGAGCGUCUUGGCCAGUGCUGCUCCUGCUCCAGCGGCUGCAGCCGCCACCGUGACCGUCCCGACCGCGGCAGUGAAAUACGGCGGCCCGAUCAACGUGGCGAAGCAGGUGCUCAAGUCGGAAGGCGGCACGCGCGGGCUGUUCAAGGGCCUCUUCCCGACGCUGGCGCGCGAGGUCCCCGGCAACGCCGUCAUGUUCGGCGUGUACAGGCGACCAAGCAGGUCCUCGCCCGCGGGCAGGACACGUCGCAGCUCGGCCGUGGGUCGCUGA
This is a messenger RNA of Miscanthus lutarioriparius, 468 nucleotides long. NCBI's taxonomy places the organism in Eukaryota, Viridiplantae, Streptophyta, Magnoliopsida, Poales, Poaceae. The record is from the annotation of a GenBank genome assembly.